AUGCCGUUGUUCCUCGAGCAGACGCAGGGCUUUGCGGCACCUGACGGCCGCGUCCCUGCACCGUCUGUCUUUGAGCUGCUGAUGCAGGAGCAGAUGGAGAAAGGGGUGAAGCCGGCGAUUGAGUACGUACUGCAUACGCUGUGCGAGUCGCUGCCGAGCGUAGCGCGUGCACUGCCCGUGCGUCACUUGGACGAGAGCUAUGCGUUGUUGCAGUUUUGGAUCCAGCACUACUUUCUGGCGCGCUACGACUGUCUAGUGACCGAGAAGUUCUACGGCAUGAAGCGUGUCGUGCUGCAGACUGUGGCUGAUGCAAGCGCUGAACCAGUGACGUCUGCGUUGACUCCAAGAGCCAAGACACUCGCGCUUUUGUUUGCUGUGGUAGUACCGUAUCUGAAGCUGAAGCUGGAUACGUAUCAAAAAGAGACGGCAGAGCUGUUAUCCAGAACAGCCGUGCAAAGCGCAAGUAAUAGUGCAAGUGCAAGCUCGAAUACGGAACAGCGGUAUGGACGCUUUUUGCGACGUUUGCGAAGCAUUGCGUGCUUGCAGACGCUAAGAAAGAGCUUUGUUGCGACGUAUCCGUUCGCACACUUAGCGUACGAAGGGUCUUUCUUCGUAUACAAGUGGCUGUAUCUGUUUGGAGAUACGCCAUUCUUUUCGCCGUUUUUCAGGUGCAUGAAGACGAUUCUCGUGCGAGCGACUGCAGAGGAUGAGGAAACGAUUCGCCGCAAUGACAUCGCAUACCGCAAAAAGGUGAUCGAAAAUAUGAGUGGGUCGGGAUUGUAUGACCGGACCCGCCAGCUUGCGGUUCGCAUGGCGUGGGCAACGUCCGAUCACUCGUACAUGUUGCUGCUACUGGGUAUUGCAGGGUAUAAGUUUGUCGAGUGGAUGUACUCGGAAGAGGGUGUGUCGGCCAAGCUGCGGUAUACUGGAAGCACAGCGCCAGUCCCACCUCCACCACUACCGCCGCAAUUUUCGGGCCAAGCGUUAGCAGUAGCUGCCAUGGAUCCUGCAUUUUGCCCGCUGUGCAAGCAGAAACGCGUAAAUGCUGCUAUGAUUGACUCAGGAUACGUAUUUUGCUAUCCGUGCAUUUACCGGCACGUUGAACAUCAUGGAGAGUGUCCGAUUACGCAGAUGAAGUGUGAGCUGACCUCUAUUGUCAAGAUCUACGACGACGCACGAGAGCUGUAA
Molecule: messenger RNA, 1188 nt
Organism: Hyaloperonospora brassicae
Lineage: Eukaryota; Oomycota; Peronosporomycetes; Peronosporales; Peronosporaceae
Source: the annotation of a GenBank genome assembly